AUGGCUUCAGACCACCCAACCCCUGAAAAGAAGGACAAACAACCUGACGCUGCGGUUUUUAAGCUAGGGAUCUAUGAGAGAGAAAACUUCCAGGGGCAGUGCCAUGAGCUGACAGGAGCUUGCCCCAACCUGCAGGAACUGGGAAUAGAGCGGGUGGGCUCCAUCAUCGUGCACAGCGGCCCCUGGGUGGGUUACGAACAGGCAGGCUGUACGGGGGAGCAGUAUGUCUUUGAGAAAGGCCAGUACCCACGCUGGGAUUCGUGGACUAACAGCAGGCGUGGUGAGAGUCUUGUUGCCUUCCGUCCCAUAAAAGUGGACAGUCAAGAGCAUAAGGUCGUCCUGUUCGAGGCCCCAGGAUUCACAGGGAAGAAGAUUGAGAUAAUUGAUGAUGAUGUUCCCAGUUUCCACGCCCACGGUUACCAAGAGAAGGUGUCGUCAGUACGAGUGCACAGUGGAACCUGGGUGGGGUACCAGUAUCCAGGAUACCGUGGCAACCAGUACGUUUUUGAAAAAGGUGAAUACAAGGAUAUUUCCGAAUUGGGAGCCAAAGCCCCGCAGAUCCAGUCCGUGCGGCGAGUCCUGGACCAGCAGUGGCACUCCAGGGGUGCGUUCGACACCACGGACUGA
Chanos chanos (milkfish) is the source of this 627-nucleotide messenger RNA. RefSeq names its product beta-crystallin B2-like. The record is from RefSeq and is a predicted model, not a curated record. Gene Ontology annotation, biological process: lens development in camera-type eye; visual perception. Gene Ontology annotation, molecular function: structural constituent of eye lens. The coding region runs from base 1 to 627 and encodes 208 amino acids. The transcript has 5 exons. NCBI's taxonomy places the organism in Eukaryota, Metazoa, Chordata, Actinopteri, Gonorynchiformes, Chanidae.